GUCUCUUAAUUCCCUCUGCUCGCCGACGCCGCAGCACAAGGAGAAGCACGAGAGGAAGAAUAAGGGGCGGUGAAACUAUGGCGACGGGAAAAACAGUGAAGGAUGUCUCCCCGCACGAGUUCGUCAAGGCCUACGCCGCGCACCUCAAGCGCUCUGGCAAGAUUGAGCUGCCUCCAUGGACAGACAUUGUCAAGACCGGGACCUUGAAGGAGCUUGCUCCAUAUGAUCCUGACUGGUACUACAUCAGAGCCGCUUCCAUGGCAAGAAAAAUCUACCUGAGGGGAGGUCUUGGAGUCGGUGCCUUCCGUAGGAUCUAUGGAGGAAGCAAGAGGAACGGAAGCCGCCCACCCCACUUUGGCAAGAGCAGUGGUGCUAUUGCCCGUCACAUUCUUCAGCAAUUGCAGACAAUGCAGAUUGUAGACCUUGACGCUAAGGGCGGGAGGAGAAUCACUUCAAAUGGGCAGAGGGAUCUCGACCAAGUCGCUGGAAGGAUCACGGUUGCUCUCUAAGUGAGUCACAACUGAAAAGUUCAAUGUUUUUUGAAUCGUGAAGAUAGUUUUGGAAUUGAGUUUUAUUUGAACCCCUCAAGUAGUAGGUUUCAAUUGAUUUCAUCUGUUUAAAACGAUUUCUCAUUUGCCCAUCGUCUCCGUCGACUUGACUAUAAAUUAUGCUGGACUGCAAUUCUGAUUUUUAUUCUAAGUCAAUACAUCUUUUUCCAAUGUC
Tarenaya hassleriana is the source of this 723-nucleotide messenger RNA. Its product is annotated as 40S ribosomal protein S19-3. NCBI's taxonomy places the organism in Eukaryota, Viridiplantae, Streptophyta, Magnoliopsida, Brassicales, Cleomaceae. The transcript is spliced from 4 exons. The record is from RefSeq and is a predicted model, not a curated record. The coding region runs from base 78 to 509 and encodes 143 amino acids. Gene Ontology annotation, cellular component: cytosolic small ribosomal subunit; ribosome. Gene Ontology annotation, molecular function: structural constituent of ribosome; RNA binding. Gene Ontology annotation, biological process: ribosomal small subunit assembly; translation.